GCUGCGUUAGCUCUCUGUGCGGAUUCGGAUUAGCAGCGGGAUUAUGGUGUAGUUGUUGCGUCGAUAAAGGUGUCAGUCAUAAUUAGGAAACAAUGUCUUCGGUUGAGUAUUUGAGAGAGUUUGUCAACGAGCGACUAACUGCUGCUGCUGAAGAAAUAUUCGGAGUUUUUAAAAGAACCAUCGUCGAGUACGAAGAAGAGCUCGAGCGUCAGCGCAGACUGCUGGACAGCGUUUGGAAACCAGAAAAUGAGAUUUACAGGAAAGAGCUCCCACAGCAACAUGUCUGUAAGGAGGAGGAGGAGGACGAGUUUCCUGCUGACCAGCAGCCCUGUAUUCAGGAGAGCUCCGGUCUGGACCAGGAGGAGCCAGAGCCUCUACAGAUUAAACAGGAGCAGGAGGAGCUCUGCAGCAGUCAGCAGGGGGAGCAGCUUGAGGACACUGAAGGCUUUAUGUUGACUGUAAGUUACGAGGAAGGUGACCACAGAGAAGAUCAGACUCUGGACUUCAACUCUGAAGACACUUUAAGUGCAUCAGAGACAGAGUCUGUAGACAACAUACCAGUUAUAACCUACGUGAUACCAGAAGCAAAUAGUGACCACCAGCUCCGCCCCCACAACUCUCAAGUUGCUGAGAGACAAGCUCAGAAAGGAGGCGAGCGUGGAGACUCAGGAUCAACCGGAAACGCAGAGCUGCAUUCAAAGGAAAGUGAUCAUGCAAGCAAUAGUCAAACUAACAAUGUAUACGCCUCUACCACAUCAAAUAUGCACCACAAUACUCGCACAGGUGAAAAGUCUUUCAAAUGUGAGACUUGUGGGAAAGUUUUCAAGGUCAGGUCCCGAUUACAAAAACACACGAGAAUCCACACGGGCGAGAAGCCGUACCUUUGCACUACCUGCGGAAAAAAAUUCAGCUACAAAUCAGUAUUGAAAAAGCAUAUUAGAAUCCACACAGGUGAGAAGCCGUGCCUUUGCACUAUAUGCGGGAAGAGACUCUGUAACAUGACUUCAUUGACGAGGCAUAUCAGAACCCACACAGGUGAGAAGCCGUAUGCUUGUAAAAUAUGUGGAGCAGCUUACAGAGUCAAUGAUGACCUGAAAGUCCAUAUGAGGAUUCACACGGGUGAUAAACCGUACCUUUGCAGUACUUGCGGGAAAAGAUUCAAUAACAUAUCAGCUCUGAAAAACCACGUUAGAAUCCACACAGGGGAGAAGCCAUUCAUUUGCAUGUGCGGGAAAGCUUUUAGACAAAAAGGUACCCUGAUGUUUCACAUGAAACUCCACAGCGGUGAGAAGUCAUAACUUUGCAAAACCUGCAGGAAAAAAAAAGACACAAGAUGUGUCUCAAUUGUAAAGGCAUAUAAAAUCUUACACAGACAAGUGUCCUUGUGUUUUAAAUCAUGUGGGAGAUGAUUAAAGUUCUGGUUCAUAUUCAAAACUAGGGUUUCAGCGAUAUACAAGGUAUACCGCGGUAUUAAAGUUAUUGUAUUGUGUACAUUUACCUAUCUACAGUACUGAAGAAAAUGCAGUCAGAGUAAUAAUCUCUCCUGUGUAUAAGCAUCUCCUUUUCCCUUUAUCUAACUUUUUGCAAAUCCUGGUAAAACUAUCCUGAUCACGUGAGCUCAACAUUCAGUUUCUCUCCGUCUCAGUCGUGGCCCUUUUUCCCAUGAAAGCUGCUCAGUAGCACAUGAAGCAAAACUGCAAUAUUUCUUCCUUAUGAAAGUACUUAGAUUUUCCUCAUUACUGGGCCCAUAUGGCAUGUGCACAAGCCACUUGGGUGGCCGAGUGUGCCCAAGCGGCUAACUUCCACUCGGGGAGAGUCUUAAUUUUGGGUUUAGUGGUUCACUUGCUUGAAUGGUAGUCAAAAAAUUUAAUCUUGUGGCUCUUUUAAAUUUUCAAAAAGUUAUUGAACUGGAAGGCUUAAAUCUAGAUUGUGAAAUGAGUCGUUUCGUGGGGGUUUUGAAGGUCACAAAAAUAAUCCACUGAUUUCCAGACAUCUCUUUCCCAAUGUAAGUCAAAGGGAAAAAGUGUUUUUGGGCCCCAUAGCAUCAUGUGACGGACCUGGAGGGUGUAAUUCCACUUUUGGCCUUUAAACUACCAUAAAAUUAACAUCAGAGCCUUCAGUCUGCUGCCAAAAACUAUUUCAUCGGGAGGGAGUUACUCGCUUUGUCAGACAAACUCCUUCAGCCAAUCCUGAUGUUCAGCAUUUGCUGAUGGUCUUAAUAGGCUGCUUUUUUACACACACCACCCUUGAAAAUUUUUCCCCAAUUAUCAUAAAGUGUUUUUUCAACCCCAAAAAACUGUCUGUGUAACUGAUUAUAGUAAUAAUACUUAUUGUCUAAUACUAUAUACCGUGAUACUGUAAAACUGUGGUGUUUUCUGAGAGGAUUAUUAUACCGGGAAAAUCUCACACCGUUGCAGCCCACUUCAGAACACGCAACAACUCAGAGAAGUGAGGCGUCAUAUAACUGAAACACUUUUAGGAAAAGUUUAACUCAAAUGGCAUACUCGUAGAAACGCCUAUAAACACCGGAGAAACCAUCGAGCUGAAAAACCUGUGGAGACGUUCCACCAAGAGGUCACAAUAUGUGAAAGUAAAACAUUUAGUUAAAGUUGCCGUCAGUUUUUGUUGAACUGACCCUUAUUUCUACUCCUUUGUGUGUUGGCAACAUUAUUUCUUUGCAGUGUUUGUAUAAUCUAAAUUUAUGGGAAAAUGUUUGUUGUGUGGUGAAUACAUAUUUUCUAAAAAUGUUGGACCAGGUUAGAUUAUUUAAAAUAAAUAUUUAUCAAGUUUUAUACACCAACUCAGUUAUGAGUGGAUUGUGAACUCUGAGGUUGAGGCUAAGAAACCCACUCUCUGCUGGUGUUUACUCAUUUAUAUAUUCAUCCUGACAAAUAGUCUUUUCUUUUAUGUCUGCAGCCUGUCAUUUAAUUUUAUAUUUUUAAUGCAUUUUGUGAUUGAAUCAAGGUGAUAUAAUUCUUUUCGUUUUGGAUUUUAGAGUUGAGACACAAACACAAAUUGUAGAUGUGCUAUGUUUAGGGGGUGCAUGAUAUUGGAUUUUUUGCCGAUGUCUGAUAUGCAGAUAUAUACUGUAAAUACUAAUUUGGCUUAUAACCAAUACCAAUAUCUAUAUAUCCACUUUUUUUCCCACCCAAUUUAUUUGAUUACAAAGUUUCUUCUGUAGUGGAAAUUAACAUGUUAUGCAUACUCUUAAGCUUUUUAAUGUAUGUAAUAUUCAUUCAAUAUGCAAAAUAAGAAAAAUACUUUAACUUAGGGUG
Molecule: messenger RNA, 3275 nt
Organism: Plectropomus leopardus (leopard coralgrouper)
Lineage: Eukaryota; Metazoa; Chordata; Actinopteri; Perciformes; Serranidae
Biological process (GO): regulation of gene expression
Cellular component (GO): nucleus
Source: RefSeq, a predicted model, not a curated record